UGGCGUUUCUUUUGAUCCGGGCUGCAAGUUCAGCUUUAAAGCCAUGGGGGUGGGCCGCAUCUGCUGGGAGGUGUUGCUGAGCCUUUUGGUGGCCGCUCGGUGCCAAGACGGCGAGGAGGCGGACGUCUCCAAGGUUCAAGAGGUGAUCCCACUACCGGCGGACCACCUCCACCAGCCCUGCCUGCAGGACUGCAACAGCAGCGGCUGGUGCGCCUGGUGUGGAGAGAAGAAGGCCUGCUGCGAGGCGGGGAAAGGCCCAGAGGAGUGCGUAGGCGCUGAUGCUUACUUCCAGGGCCACAAAUGCGUGAGCCCCACACAGCAGGCUCUGGAGAAGGUGGGAGUGGUAGACUUCACCUUCGACAUGGACGGUGUCUACUUUGCCGCUGUCUUGGCGAAGCCGGAUUUCAGGGAACACCUCAUCGAGCACCUCAAGACCUGGGUGAGCCAUUUGCUGUUGUACACGGUGCAGCCGCAGCACGUGGGCGUGGUGCUCUCCCGAGGCGACGCAAGCAGAACUCGGGUGAGUCUAAAGGUGAUGGUGCCUAAUGCUGGCCGCGCUGGAGUGAUCCUGGCGGAGAAUAGGUUCUGCCGUGCCAGUGGGCAGGCUCAGAUUCGCGGAGACGCCCAGAACUUUGACGGCCUGAAGUAUGGGGACGCCGAAAGCACCACGUGGGUCACGAUGGUGAAUCGCAAAGUGGCCGGCCAGCCUUGCGGCCAGGAGGCGCAUCAUCCAUGGUGGUCAAGAAAGAAGCUGCUGUCCUUGGUACGGCCUUCUGUCUGGCCCUAUGUGCUGGCUGGCUUCCUGGCAGGAGCUUGCGCCACCUGCGCGGUCAUCAGCAUUUGCUACGAGCACUGCCGUUUGAAGCCACCGAAGGCGUUUGCCCGGAGACUCCCGGAAGGCGGGCAACCUGUGGCGAUGCCGCAAACCGCGAGGGAAGAGGCGCCGCUGCUGAAGCAGUGCCCGCAGGCCGCCUUCCCACCUGGAGCCUUUGGAGGAGGGUUCUGUCCGUCUGGACCAGGAGGCUUCUCUCCGUCACAGAACCUCUCCUCCCGCACGUAUUUGCCCGCCUCGGCCCAAGGUCCCGCCGCGUACAUGAGGCCGCCUUGAGAUGCUAAUGCCCCGCUUUACCGAAGAA
This is a messenger RNA of Effrenium voratum, 1136 nucleotides long. The record is from the annotation of a GenBank genome assembly. Lineage: Eukaryota; Dinophyceae; Suessiales; Symbiodiniaceae.